This is a messenger RNA of Chenopodium quinoa (quinoa), 2334 nucleotides long. RefSeq lists its product as uncharacterized. Bases 137 to 1558 code for a protein of 473 amino acids. The record is from RefSeq and is a predicted model, not a curated record. Gene Ontology annotation, molecular function: transcription corepressor activity. Lineage: Eukaryota; Viridiplantae; Streptophyta; Magnoliopsida; Caryophyllales; Amaranthaceae. The transcript has 6 exons. Gene Ontology annotation, cellular component: nucleus. Gene Ontology annotation, biological process: negative regulation of DNA-templated transcription.
AUUGAACUGAGCCUCGAAGAAAUUGGGGCAAGCUAGAUGCCAUGGUGUAACGGUGGCCCAACUAAAGAAUAACAUUCAAAGAGAAAGAGAUAGACGACAUAGGAACAGAGGCAGUGGGGAAAUAAACACAACAACAAUGGAGGACGAUGAAGGAGGACCAAGGUUGAGCAAGAGAUUUUCAGACAAAGAUGGUGGUGAGGUUGAUUUCAAGACAAAAGCAGGCACUGCUUGGAGUCAUAACUUUCUCAAUCAGAAACCUUGGCAUCCUCUCUCUUAUCCUAAUCAACGCCGCAAAUGGAUCGCCGAACAAACUCAUUCUCAGCGCCAACGCCGCGCCGAAGAUAUCGCCCGCGAGUAUUCUCAAGAACAGGAGUACCUCCGCCAGACCUCCAUCCUUUCUCAAAAAGAGAAAAAAAAGGUGGAUAUUAUGCAAGCUGUUAGCUUUAUGUAUGUGCGUCCACCCGGUUACAAUGCUGAGAGUGCAAAAGCAGCUGAAAUUGCUGAUGAGAGAAGGAAGAUUGGUGAGAGUGACCCAACUACUGCUUCUGCCUCUUCAGUGCCGCAAGAAGCUGUUGCUGUGAAGGAAGAGAAAAAGAAAGCAAGACCUAAGGAUGUUUUUGGCCGGACUUUACCUACUGAAGAAGAAUUUGCUGUUCUCAAGAAUGCUCCGAGGUUAGAGACUGGAGUUACUGGUAGGGUUAAACCCUUUGCUGUAGAAGUUCGCAAUGUUAAAUGUGUAAGAUGUACAAAUUACGGGCAUCAAAGUGGAGACCGUGAAUGUCCACUGAAGGAUGCUAUAAUGCCAAAUGAUGAGAGUAGGCUGAAGAGAGAUGACCCCUUGACUGCUAUUAUGGCGCAGAUGGAUACAAGUGAGCCUUUAAAGUGGGAGUUGAAGCAGAAACCAGGUAUCAACCCUCCACGUGGUGGAUUUCACCUAGAUGAUCCUAACCAGCAGAUAGUUGCUGAUGAGGAUAUAUUUGAUGAGUAUGGAGGAUUUCUCAAUGGGGGAAAUAUACCGGAGUUGCUGACUAAUUUCAACUUUAUAACUCAUAAAAAGAAGUCUAAAGGUAAAAACUAUAAGAAGAAUAUAUCACGUAGAAAAGAUCAUGAUGAAGACAGCAGUUCUUCAGAUAGGGACAAUGACCGAAGAAGCUCAAAAAUGAAACAUAGCAGCAAAAGAAAACAGAAGUGGGCUUCACACAGACAAAGUCAUGAAGGCAAUAGUCCUGUGUCUCAUGGUGACAGUGGUAAAUUAAAGGGUAAAAGUAGUAGUAAGCAUAAGCAACGGAGAUUACAUUUGGAUACUGAUCAAGAGAGCAGCUUUAGCUCUGAUAGCUAUGAGCACAAAAGAAGGUCAAGAAAAAGGCGCAUACAUAACAAGACGAAUAGAAAGGAUUUAUCUCAUUCUAGCAUGUCAGAGGAUUCAGUUGAUGAAAGGUAUCAUGGAAGAAGUAAGCAUAAGGAUUUACGUAGACAUAAAAAGUCGAAAUCUUUGCAUGAAGGUGGCCCAUCAGGUGAAGAGAAGUCAAGCAAAAAAGGUAAAAGAUGCAGGUCUUAGAAGACCCAAAAUGAUUCUGAAUAUAGUUUAUCAGAGGAUUCAGAUUCUGAGAGACACACGAGGAAACACAAACAUUAUAUUAAUGGUCGAUGACUAUGUAAUCUCACGGGUGUCUGCACUGUCAAUAACAUUUUCAUGAAGAUCAUUCUCAGUCCAUAAGGUAGAAUGCAGCGGCUAAAAGAUUUGUAAUAGAUUUUGCAAGCAUGCAGUUGGGGAUCAACGGGAGCGUAAAAGGAUCAGUACCAUUUCUUGUGUGUCUUGAAUCUUGAGGCGCAGCAAGAAGUUUUCGAUUAUGAGCUUUGAAUGCACUGCACAGGAACUUUGAUUGGAUAUUCCCUGGGUAUAGUAGGUCAACUUUUUCUUAAAGCAAUGCUUUCAAGCCCACUUAAGAAAAGCUGGAUGUCAAUGGGUGAUCUGGAGAACAUCUCUGGUAUUGUUUAGUCAAGCUCAAGGCUGGUUUGAAUGCUACUGAACUGUGCUCUGAAGUUUGGGUAAUUUGCAGCUAAUCACAUCUUCGGACUAGGAGAAUUUUUAACGUGCAGUGAGUCAGUGACUAGGUUCUUAAUAUUUCAGGUCCAUGAUAUGUAGGAUUCAUUGUAAUGUAUUUCUGAAAGAUGUGGAUUUUUGCAAGUUUGUGGUGUCCUCUGUUCAUAAGUCAUGCUUUUAAUUAAUUAAGUUUGACUUUCACUAUCCAUACACUUCAUUGACCGUUUUUUGGGAUUUGUAUGCAAGAAUAUUUAUAAUCAUAUGAAAUCUCAUUAGAUUCAACUUAAAUA